Messenger RNA from Pocillopora meandrina, 1053 nucleotides. The record is from the annotation of a GenBank genome assembly. NCBI's taxonomy places the organism in Eukaryota, Metazoa, Cnidaria, Anthozoa, Scleractinia, Pocilloporidae.
AUGUCUUCUCGCAUUGUGUCCUCGUUCCCUGUCGGUCAGGUUCUUGUCGUAGAGGGGAUCGAACUCGAGAUACAAAAUAAGCUUGGUAGCGGAGCUUUUGGCGUGGUCUUCAAGGCAAGAGACUUACUUGCGAGUGAAACUGUCUUUUAUGCAUUGAAAGAUGUAGUGUGUUCGAAUUCGGCUUCAAUUGGCAAAGCAAUCAGCGAAGUGGAAACGCUUCGUCGUGUGAAGCACGAUUUUAUUGUAAAAAUUAUAGCUGCCGACCAGUAUGAAGACUCACGCGGUGGAUUUCACGUGCUGAUCUUAACGGAAUACUGUUCUGGUGGGAAUUUAAACGACAGGCUGUCGCAACCAAGCAGCGAGGAGAAAACUCUUAAAUGGCUUAGCCAAAUAGCGAGUGCGCUGAGCUAUUUGCACUCGCUUCAGAUCGUUCAUCGUGAUGUUAAACCAGACAACGUAAUGCUCACGGACUCAACAAGAGAGGACUUAAAACUUGGUGAUUUUGGUUUAGCGAGAGAGUUUCUUGCGUUGAAAAGAGUAGAAACACUGUCGGCUUCAAACUGUGGGUUGGCGCAAUAUUACAUGCAGUCAGGUACCGGCCCUGCUCAUUGGAUGGCUCCUGAGGUUUUCACAUGUCACUAUACGGAGAAAGCAGACAUCUUCUCCCUCGGUGUUCUAUUCAACGCAAUCCUUGUUCGAGACUUCGCUUACUCGGCUAACGAGAGGCGAUGGUACGGCGCAUUCGUGAAGGUUUCUGGUGGAGUAAAACUUGGCCUCGGGUAUGCGAUGGCAAUACUCGGUCCAGCGGCCAUGACCGAGUUCGUUCAUGAUCACAAGCUGAGCGAGGAGAAUGGAUUCCGAGGUUUGAUAAUAGAUACUCUGAAUUAUGUCCCGCAGGAAAGACCCAGAGCCGAAGAAAUUUACUACAGAAUUGAGGAAAUCGCCACAAAUAUCCGUCUGCAAUGGUCUGAUGAGGAGCAUAUCCACGACAAGCGUUCAAAAGGAAGGAAAGUGCGUAGGCCGAGAAUGAGGAACAAGUGCUUGAUUAGUUAG